Messenger RNA from Dibothriocephalus latus, 189 nucleotides. NCBI's taxonomy places the organism in Eukaryota, Metazoa, Platyhelminthes, Cestoda, Diphyllobothriidea, Diphyllobothriidae. The record is from the annotation of a GenBank genome assembly.
CAAGAAGACCGUCCCACCUCCGCCAUGGCUCUGGCCCACCCCUUCUGCUCCUCCGUGCGCAAUCCCAACGCCAUUAUAAGUGAGUUGGUUCAGUUGGCGCUGGCCAACGCCAACGAGGAGAACCAGAUGCGACCACGCCUGCGGAAGGCCCUCUGUGAUAAUGGCUACAGUGGGCACGAAGAGUCCAGU